Ceratotherium simum simum (southern white rhinoceros) is the source of this 1108-nucleotide messenger RNA. RefSeq names its product somatomedin B and thrombospondin type 1 domain containing (gene SBSPON). Lineage: Eukaryota; Metazoa; Chordata; Mammalia; Perissodactyla; Rhinocerotidae. The record is from RefSeq and is a predicted model, not a curated record.
GGAUGGCGCUGUGCGCGCUGGCGCGGCUGUGGCCCGGGGCCCUGGCCGGCUGCGCCGAGGCGGGGCGCUGCUGCCCGGGCCGGGACCCCGCCUGCUUCGCCCGCGGCUGGAGGCUGGACAGGGUCUACGGGACGUGCUUCUGCGACCAAGCCUGCCUCCUCACCGGGGAUUGCUGCUUCGACUACUCCAGGGCGUGCCCAGCUCGCCCGUGCAUCGUGGGGGAGUGGAGCCCCUGGAGUGGCUGCGCCGACCAGUGCAAGCCCACGGCCCGCGUGCGCAGGCGCUCGGUGCAGCAGGAGCCCCUGAACGGAGGGGCGCCCUGCCCGCCCCUGGAAGAGAGAGCCGGCUGCCUGGAGUACUGGACGCCCCAGGGCCAGGACUGCGGCCACUCCUUCGUCCCUGCCUUUAUAACUACCUCUGCGUUCAACAAGGAGAGAACCAGACAAGCCGCUUCUCCACGGUGGUCUGCAGACACAGAGGAUGCCGGCUACUGUAUGGAGUUCAAGACAGAAUCAUUGACUCCUCACUGUGCUAUGGAAAACCGACCUCUGACUCGAUGGAUGCAGUAUCUCCGAGAGGGGUACACCGUGUGUGUAGAUUGUCAGCCUCCAGCUAUGAACUCUGUGAGCCUUCGUUGUUCUGGAGAUGGCCUGGACUCUGAUGGAAAUCAAACUCUUCAUUGGCAAGCAAUUGGCAAUCCUCGAUGUCAAGGAACUUGGAAGAAAGUUCGGCGAGUAGACCAGUGUUCUUGUCCGGCUGUUCAUAGUUUUAUUUUUAUAUAGGUUGCAAUAUAAAUAUUUUAAAAUGUGUUUGUAGACAUGAUAAAUAUUAGCAAGUCAGGUUCAGUGCUUCAUAAACCUUCGAAAACUGGCCAAAGUCCCUGAACACACGUCAUUGAUGUACUGUAAAGUAGAGAAAGAAAAUUUAGGGGCCAGUUCUCAAGAAACACAGUACUUUUUUAUUUUUACUAAGUUGAGGACCCACCCUAAAGACUCCCAUGGUUUUAUGUCCUUAACCCUCCACCUGGAGUCCUCCCAUUCAACAGGUGGCCCAUGCCACACAGAAUACAUGUCUGUUUGCACUAAAAUUACUACAUUUUAGUGGUCCA